UAGGCUGAGAACCCCUACAAAAUUCUACUCAUCCCUUCCUAAUAACGGGGGGCAGACAGGGUGAUGUUGAACCCACACCCCUUUACCCCAAGGGGCUGCUCCACCUAAGUAGACACCUCUUUUACCUUGUCUACAUUUUUGACAGCUCCCAAAGUUUGGAUAACCCGUUUCACAAAGCCUUUACACCAAAUCCUAAAGGUAGAUUCAGGAGGCAAGACAAUGGCCAGCUUUCUGUUCCUGUUUGUGGCUGCAGCUCUGCUGGUGCUGACUCAAAGUUGCCCUGAUACCUGCACCUGUGUGGAUAAGUAUAACCAGCAGUUUGCCGACUGUACUUACAAGAAACUUCAGAAGGUUCCAACUGGAUUUCCUUCUAAUAUCACAACCCUCAGCCUUUCUGCCAACAAGAUUAGCUCCCUUAAAAGGUCCUCCUUUUUGGGAGUGCCCCAGAUAACAUCACUGUGGAUGGCUCACAAUGAGAUCAGUUCAGUGGAAAAGGGCACUUUGGCCACACUGGUACACCUAAAAAAUCUAGACAUUAGUCAUAAUCAACUUGUUGACUUUCCCUGGGAGGAUUUGGCUAGCUUACCUGCACUCCAGCUUCUAAAAAUGAACAAUAACCGGAUGGUUAACCUACCCUUGGAUGCUUUUCAGAACCUUACAGAUCUCAGAUCUCUAAGGAUCAACAAUAACCAAUUCUCCGUCAUACGGGAGGGUACCUUUAAGCCACUAAUUUCCCUCUUACACAUUCAAAUAUAUAACAAUCCAUUCCAUUGCUCUUGCUCAGUCAUGUGGCUUAAAAAAUGGAUGGAGGAAGCUCAGGUAACAGUGGCUGAAAAGGAUUCACUUACAUGUGCUUCACCAGAGGAUCUCCGUGGAACUCCCCUCUCUAAAAUCCCAGAGUUGCCUUGUGAGUUACCCACUGUUCAGCUGAGCUAUCACCCUAACCUGGACAACACAGAGCUUUAUGAUGGAUUCACUCUAACUCUGCAGUGUAUGGUGAGUGGUAGCCCUAUGCCCGCCAUCCAGUGGAAAGUCCGCAAUUCCACCCAAGAGACAGAAAUUAAGGUACCCACCAGCUUGUCCAAGCCAAGUGCCUCUGGUAACUUUUUGGUGUAUUCUAAUGGUACUCUAGUAGUUCCACACCUUAGCAAGAAGAUGGAAGGAACCUACACAUGCCAAGCUACUAAUGAAAUGGGAAGCAGUCAGAGCUCAGUCAACGUUUCAGUGGCAGGAAGCCAGAAGUAUCCCACCAAGACCUUGGAGGAUCCAACAGUUGGAAAAACAUCUUCAGAGGGGAAGAAAUCUGGAGUAAAGGUGUCAGGGAACAGUGUUCUCAAAUCAGAUACACCAGAGGAAAAAAUUAAGACUGUGCUGCCCACUAGAGAAACUGAGGGAACAAAUAUAAAUGAAGGGGGCAUCCUGGAAACCCAAGACCAUCCAGUGACAUUUGAAAAUAAAUGUGGCCGAAACGUGAAUAGUCACCAUGUAUCAAAUCAUGCGUUUAAUGAAAGUUCCAACCUUAAACCCCAUAUAUUUGAUCUUGGGGUGAUUGCGCUGGAUGUUUCUGAAAAGGACGCAAAGGUCCAAAUCACUCCUUAUCCAUCAAGCCCAGGCAAAAAUCGCCUCAAGAUGCUCUACCUAUGCCAAGAGAGCCGCAAUGGCUUUUCUUUGGUCCAGUGGUCAGAAAUUGAAGACAAGGUUAACUCCUACUGGUUUCAAGGGUUGACUCCUGGCACCAACUAUUCAGUAUGCUUAACUUACAAAGGUGAAGACUGCCAAGUGCAAGUUGUUUUCACUACCAAGAAAGAAGUUCCCUCUUUAAUCAUCAUUAUCGUGGUGAGCAUUUUUCUUUUAGGGUUGGCUACCAUACCCUUGAUGGGAGCUACUUGUUGUCACUUACUUUCUAAGUACCAUGGGAAGAACUAUAAACUCAUAAUGAAGGCCCACAAACCUGAUCCAAUGGAAAAGCGCAUAGAUGCUGACUUUGACCCAAGAGCUUCUUAUGUGGAGUCAGAGAAAAAUUAUAACCCCAGUGAAGCUGAGGAAGGGGAAGCUGAAGCAGUGCCUGUGGAGGGGGAGGGGGAAGGAGAGCCAGAGGGAAGUGUCCUGGAUGAGACCCUUCCUAAUUCCCAAUCCAAAACUAACCCAGAAGAUUUUGAAGUAGGUUCAGAGUAUAGUGAUAGGCUUCCUCUUGGGGCAGAAGCUGUGACCAUCUCUGAGGAAAUUAAUGGCAAUUAUAAACAACCUGCAAACUGACCUGUAUGACUCAGUGCUACCCCCCAUACAUUAAAAUUUGUCCCAAGAAUAUGUGCCAGAAUUAGUUCUUCAUCUGAGAUGAGAUAGGGGGAUAAGUGAACCUUAAAGAUUUAACAUAGUAACUGCCAAAGACCCCAACAAAUACAUAUCAAAAUGAUUACAAAAGUGGGUUUGUAGGAAACCAGGAAGUUCUCAGUUGUGUUUUGCAGCAGUAAUAUUACAUUUCGCAGUCUUGCAGAAAUACAUGAAUUUAAUAUUCCAAAAGGUUUAAACCCAGGUCUGUUUCUGUAAGAUCAUAUUAGCUCUACACUACCCUCACGCAACAAAGUAUGUGGAUUAUUUCUCUGGAAAUUUUAGUUUCUUAUCAGUAGCAAACAAUGAUUACUUACACCAGAACCACUUACUGUUUAAUUGCACAACGAAACAAAAGGAAAACUUAACAGAUAAUAAGUGCAAGGUGCUCAGAUAGACAUAUAACCAAAAA
Spea bombifrons (plains spadefoot toad) is the source of this 2740-nucleotide messenger RNA. RefSeq names its product immunoglobulin superfamily containing leucine rich repeat 2 (gene ISLR2). The coding region runs from base 220 to 2256 and encodes 678 amino acids. The transcript is spliced from 2 exons. Gene Ontology annotation, molecular function: protein binding. The record is from RefSeq and is a predicted model, not a curated record. Lineage: Eukaryota; Metazoa; Chordata; Amphibia; Anura; Pelobatidae.